GUUCACUCACUCAGAAGUCUGGCGCCGAGUUGCAGUCGUUUGCCGCAAUCCCUGGAAGCAGCCUUCUUAGAUGCCCCCAACAAAAUUCCUUCCAGAGAGUGGUCAGCCAGAGGGGACUUCAAAGAUUUGCUGCAUACAGUAGCGAAAACUUCUCCAUAGCGUCGCCUACCCUUCCAAGAGCUGUUUUGGACCUUUUUGCACCGGAGAGAAUAUUCCAAGAUGGUACUGGACAUGUGUGGCUGAACAAGCCAGACAGCAUCAAGGACUAUGAGAGUCCCUGGACAGUAUUGGGUGUUGAUAUCUUGGAGGAUCUGCAGGACGGUCGCAAGCGGAGUCUGUCUCUGCUGCUGCAUAGGCUGAAGGCAAUCCAGCAGAGGGUACCCCAGGUGAAUGUGAUUGCUGUACAGCAGGCGCCUCAGGCGGACGUCCAAGCCUUCAGCGACCACCUCGUCCGAAGAAUCCUGCAGCACUACGUCACCUUCCCCGUCCUCGUCUUCUAUGAUGCAAUAAACAAGGCUGCCUUGUUCGAGGGCGCGGGAUGGAGCCCCAUCUCGUGUCUGGUGCUGGACCAGGCCUUUGCGACAGUCGCUGCGUACUCUUUGGAGGACCUCCGGAACGGCAGAGCCGGCAAACUGCUGCGGGAGCGGCUCACGAAAGCCAAGCUCGCGCGGAUCAGCAGCGGGGGCCAAACGGAGGAGGCAUCCGUGCGGAGGUCUCCCGCGGCGAUGAUUGGCCGGGGGCCCGACGAGGCGGAGGACUGGCCCAACCUGCUGCUGUCCUUCCCUUCGCACAUCACGUCCGAUCGCGCUAACUCGCGCCUCUUCGUCUCUAACGCGCUCAAUCACCAAGUUUUGAUCCUGGACCCAGACGGCACGAUCCUCGACGUGAUUGGCCUGUCGCGGACGGGGGGCUUCCAGGACGGUCCGUUCGAAACAGCGCAGCUGCGCCGCCCCGGGGCGAUGCUCUACGAGCGGGAGACGGAGACUCUUCUCAUUGCUGACGUCGAGAAUCACGCCCUCCGCCGCGCCGACCUGCGCGAGCGCACGCUCACCACCGUAUUUCCCAAGCCCCCGGAAGAAGAGUCCGUCGUUGAGUCGCUCUGGAGCCGGCUAGUCCCGGCUUUCUUGCGGCGACCGCCCCCUCCCCCGAGCACAUUUUCCGAGCCGCGCCCGUCGGCGGCGGACGAGGAGGCCGAGAGCGGGCGGCCGUGGUUCCCGUGGCACAUCGCGAUGAUCGAGGAGGGCGUGCUUGCAGUAGCCAGUGCGGGGUAUGGCCAGGCCUGGACGGUGAAUCUGGAGGAGGGCACCUCGGAAACGUGGAUGGACGGGGGGGCGCCAAACACGAUCCGCGCGGCAAUCUUGUCCCUCCACGCGACCGCCCACCGCGCCACGUCUCUCGAAGCCGACCUCCUGCCCGCGCCCGCAUUCGGACACUCCCAAAUAUCGACGGACACGCCCAGCUCGGACGUCCGCGACCUCUACUUCUUCGUCGACGGCAGCCGGGUUAUGGGCAUGCGGGUUAGCAGUAACCAAGGGGGAGGGAAGGUCCGGGCGCAGGUCUUCGCGGGGAGCACGGAAAGCCUGCCGGGUUACAAUAACGGGCCGAGGUUGCGGGCGAUGUUUCACGAGCCGGCAGGAGUCACGGAGCUGGGGGGGAGUUUGUACAUAGCGGACACGAAUAACCAUCGCAUCGCCCGUCUUGACCUGAGCACGGGUGACGUGUCAACUCUAAAGCUGAAAGGCUUCCAAAAACUCGGGAUCCCGCCUCAGUGGCGGCCGCCUGCCGAACCGCCGCUCAGCGCAGAGUUGCCGCAGGAGUUGCCGCAGGAUAGCACUGCUGACGUCAUUGAGACUGGAUCAGGUAGACACACGGUUCUGCUCGAAGUCAUCCCCCCGAAAGGCACGCGCUUCGCAUCGCCAGCCAGCGAUUGGCCCGUCGUCCGGCAGGCACGUGGCACCGCCGUCGAGUUGUCCGUCAUGGGGGGGGAGCUCGAGCACAAACAGGUGACGGAAGCGCAAAAGUGGGCGGAGCACUUUGAAGACCCCACGUGGGAAAGCGGCGAGGCGGCUGAGGGAACGGAAAGCAGCAAAGGGCGGGAGGUUGCAGAGGAGACGACGCCGGCGGGCGAUGGGGAGCUGAUGUGUCGCCUUGAUCUGAGCCCGGGGACAUCAGUGCUGGUCGUCAGCGGAGUAGUCCCUCUGGAAAUAGACAGCGGUCGAGACUACCAUCCUUUGCUGGCCCCACAGCCCGAUCUGGUAGUCCUCAAAUCGUUACAGAAACGGAUCAGAUUCAGAACGUCGUCCGAGAAAGAGCAGACCCAGGCGCCUUUACGAGUUACCGUGGAAUGUUGAGAUCAUUGCAGUAUGUAAGAGGACUGUACGGCGCUCGCGCCCUAGCUGCUCCCACCAACAGCAUGCAUGUGUUGGUACUCACAGAAACAACGAUCAUCGAAAGAUCGCGACUAUGUCUUUGUGGUGCAUGCACGACUGUUCUCAAGCAGCUAUGCAAGUCGAUACUUGGCGCGCACGUUUCCUUCUGAGAAAGUCUGUACUAUAGCACACCUCUAAUCAGUCACGCGUUUGGCCUUAAUAUAAG
Klebsormidium nitens is the source of this 2595-nucleotide messenger RNA. The record is from the annotation of a GenBank genome assembly. Lineage: Eukaryota; Viridiplantae; Streptophyta; Klebsormidiophyceae; Klebsormidiales; Klebsormidiaceae.